Diachasma alloeum is the source of this 1403-nucleotide messenger RNA. RefSeq names its product lysosome-associated membrane glycoprotein 1 (gene Lamp1). The record is from RefSeq and is a predicted model, not a curated record. Gene Ontology annotation, cellular component: membrane. The coding region runs from base 286 to 1257 and encodes 323 amino acids. The transcript is spliced from 5 exons. NCBI's taxonomy places the organism in Eukaryota, Metazoa, Arthropoda, Insecta, Hymenoptera, Braconidae.
UAUCUCUCCCUCUCGGCAUCGCUCGUCCCCUGCAGCACAAGUUCGUAGUUAGCUGUUAGGAUAACAGACCAGAGACACGACUGAGGGGAAUCAAAACUUUUGUCUGCCAUUUUAGAACAAAUCAGCGGUACAUGGACAGCUCGCCGAGAGCUUUAAGCCAUUGAAUAGUGUUACGCGAAUUAGGUUUAACGUUUUCCAGUUGCCUUGAGGGUUAUUCCUAGGGUGAGGUGGCAGUUCCAGGGUUUGCGGUAUCGAAAGACUCGUGAGAAUUAUCGUCUGGAGAAGAUGAAGCUACUGACGACUGCAGUUUUCCUCUGCUCGGCGAUGCUCCUCGUUUCUGGUGAUGGAUCAGACGUCAAAGUACCACCAGAACCGAUAACUACCUCUCCUGCCCCACUCACCACGACAAAACCUCCCACAACCACAACUCCCACGACAACCACUACAGCAAAAACUACGACACCGGCGACAACAACUACUCCAAAACCAACUACAACAACUCCAAAAACGACGACAACAGCACCACCAGACACAACGACAGUAGCUCCGAAUACAACAACCGUUGCUCCCACGACGACGUCGGCUCCACCGACCCCAGCACCAGAUCCAAAACCAGGAAAAUGGGUGGUCAAUGGAACAAACACAACGUGCAUUGUUCUUCGUAUGGCUGCACAGUUUAAUGUUACGUAUGUGAAUGCUGAUAACAAGACUGCUCAUGAAUUGAUAACUGUACCGAGUGACAAUCGGACGACAAAUGCAACUGGAGUUUGUGGGGACAAAGAGCAAGUGAUUAACAUCAAGUGGAGGCCCACGGGAGCUGACUCCGACGACUCAGUGGUCCUGCACUUCGUGAAGAAUGACGCCAAGUCCUACUCCCUCCACCACAUUGAGGCGUACGUCACCCCGAAGCAGUUGCCCAGAAUCAAAACGAAUGGAACGGUGAUGAUGAUUCACAAUGCCAGUGAAUACAAAACGUCGCUGAGCAAUUCUUACAGAUGUAUGAGAGCUCAGGAGCUGAAGAUGGCAGCGAAUGUAACGAAUGCAACUGCAAUUGCCAAGAUUUCUGAUUUACAGUUCCAGGCGUUCAGGGCUGAUAAAUCACCGACGUUUGGAUAUGCGGAGGAUUGUACAUUUGAAACUCAGGAUGUGGUGCCGAUAGCAGUUGGCUGUGCCCUAAUAGCCCUCGUGGUUAUCGUAUUAGUAGCCUACCUAGUUGGGCGCAGGCGAAGUCAGGCGCGUGGCUACGUUAGCAUGUAAAAAAGUAUCAGAGGACCACUAACCGAAAGUUUGUUGAGAUCCAGCCAACGAAAAACUACUGCAAUCUAAUCAACAAACAGUUAUGCAGCUGGGUGGAUGAUUCCCCUAUUUCCUAAGUACGUUUAUUCGUUACCCCCCCCCCCCCC